Molecule: messenger RNA, 1479 nt
Organism: Aureobasidium musti
Lineage: Eukaryota; Fungi; Ascomycota; Dothideomycetes; Dothideales; Saccotheciaceae
Source: the annotation of a GenBank genome assembly
CUUACAUACAUCUCUCAGCAGUCUUACACGACAGUCUGCAAAUAUCCUUUGGAGCCCCGUAGAUCCAGCAUGACAGCCUACAACGAAAAGCAUGCCGAAGAAGGCCGUCUACCAGGACUGUCUUCAUCUAGUAGCGAUGAGAGUCGUGAAAGUACGAAAGAGCCUGAGAAAGACCCAUUCCUUGUGACGUGGAACGGUAAGGACGAUCCAGAGAACCCCAAGAAUUGGACAAAGCGACAAAAAUGGGCCGCGACCUUUAUCAGCUACAGUGUCUUCGUUCUCGGAUAUGCGUUUGGCCCUCUGUUCCUCAGCCCGCUGUCCGAAAUUUAUGGCAGAUCGAGAAUAUUGCAGCUCGCGAACCUCUUCUACCUCAUAUUCAACACAGUGGCUGGAUUCAGCAAGAAUACAGGCGAAUUGAUCGCUUUCCGUUUCCUAUCUGGACUCGGCGGCAGCGCCCCUCUCGCGGUUGGAGGAGGCGUGCUCGGUGAUGUCUGGCUUGCUGAUGAACGUGGAGCAGCGCUUUCGAUCUAUUCUUUGGGACCAUUAAUCGGUCCUGCCGUGGGACCAAUUGCGGGUGCUUGGAUUGCCCAGUGCACGACUUGGAGAUGGACCCUUUGGGAUCCUUCUAUCGUUGAUGUCUUCAUCCAGCUUGCUGCUCUCAAGUUCCUGAAGGAGACGUUUGCUCCAUGUCUUCUCCGUCGCAAAGCAAUUAAACUGCGCAGGGAAACUGGGGACAACCGCUAUCAGAUGAUUCAGGAGCGCGCGAAGUUGACUCUGCCUGUCGCGCUGAGACGAGGUCUAUCACGUCCAUUUAUUCUGAUUGGUACUCAACCUAUCGUGCAAUGCCUUGGUCUUUAUAUGGCAUACCUGUAUGGUCUAUAUUACCUUGUUCUAGGACACUUUUCCGAUCUAUGGGUAGAAGAGUACCAUGAAUCUCGCGGCAUCUCCGGUUUGAACUACAUUUCUCUCGGCCUCGGCCCGAUCAUCGGAGCCCAGAUAUCCGCGCUCUUCAACGAUCGCAUCUACCGCAACCUCAAGAAAAAGCACAAUGGUAUUGGCCGGCCAGAGUUCCGACUACCCCUGAUGUUCGCUGGCAGUUUCCUCGUACCGAUCGGCUUGUUCUGGUAUGGAUGGAGCGCAAAAGCCCACACACACUGGAUCGUCCCAAACAUUGGCGUUCUGAUCUACUCCUGUGGCGGUAUCUUUGGAUUCCAAUGCAUCCAGACCUAUCUUGUCGAUGCGUACACCACUUACGCUGCGUCUGCCAUGGCUGCAGCCGCUGUCGGAAGAUGCAUCCUCGCUUUCAUCUUCCNNCCCCUCCUAGUAAAGCAGCUCUAUGCCUCUCUACACUACGGUUGGGGCACGAUUCUACUCGCUUGCAUUGCUCUAGGCUUGGGAGUGCCGUUUCCAAUCCUGCUUUGGGNNUACAAGGGUGAGGCACUAAGAGCGAGGAGUCCCUACGCUGCGACUACGGACUAG